AUGCUGAACGCAAUGCUGCGCCGUCGGGCAGCCGGCUCCGCGCUUCGGUCAAUGGAAUCAUUACCCACCCGGGUCCAUGCCUCCAAGACCUCAUUGUCAUGUCGACCAUCGUCCGCACGUUCCCUACACACUCCUCGGCGUCCCAUGCCCCAAUGGCGCACCUUGGCACCGACAUCCACGCCGAUCCGGUCUAAAUCCGACAAGUCCGAGAUCGCAGCCAAAGUCCAACCUGCGCGACGCUCCGCCAUUGCAGCCGCUCUGACCAAAUUGUUUACAUAUUGUGGUAUUUUUAUCGUCUCCAGCGGUGCUAUUGUGGUGGCCUUCUUUAUCUACGAUGCUAGUACCUACCACGAAAGUACGACAGCCGCCGAUAUUCCCGUUUCGGAGCUGGCUCUCAAUCCACGCCGCGGAGGCCCGAAGAACCUACCUAUCGCUGACGUCCUUGUCGGCGACUAUGACUCCGAGUCUAUGCUGGAGCAGAAGGAUAAGCCCCGUCUGGUCAUUCUGGGCACGGGCUGGGGUAGCAUUGCGCUGCUCAAGAACUUGAACCCGAGUGAUUACCACGUUACUGUCGUCUCGCCCACGAAUUACUUCUUGUUCACUCCCAUGCUGCCCUCUGCCACUGUGGGUACUUUGGGUCUUCGAUCUCUUGUUGAACCCGUGAGGCGGAUCAUCGAGCGCGUCAAUGGUCACUUCCUCAAGGCCUCCGCGACCGAUGUUGACUUCUCUGCGAAAUUGGUCGAAGUAUCGCAAGUUGAUAACGAUGGUGUACGGAAGAAUUUCUAUUUGCCAUAUGACAAACUUGUUGUUGGCGUUGGCUGCAUCACCAACCCGCAUGGAGUCAAGGGCCUCGAGCACUGUGAUUUCUUGAAAACGAUUGACGAUGCCCGUCGGAUCAAAAACAAGGUGCUGGAGAAUAUGGAGCUGGCCUGCCUCCCUACUACUACCGACGAGGAGCGUCGACGUCUGCUCUCCUUUGUGAUCUGUGGCGGUGGUCCUACUGGUGUUGAGUUUGCCGCUGAGUUGUACGAUCUUCUGAAUGAGGACUUGCUCCGCUCUUUCCCUCGCAUUGUUCGGAAUGAGAUCUCCGUCCACAUCAUCCAGAGCAGAAGCCACAUUCUGAACACCUACGAUGAGGCCCUUUCUAAGUACGCUGAGGGCCGUUUCACACGCGAUGGCGUUGAGGUAUUGACCAAUGCCCGUGUCAAGGAGGUCCGCGGCGAUCGAGUCCUUUUCUCACAGGUUGAAGACGGCAAGACUAUCAUUAAAGAGAUCCCAACCGCAUUCUGCCUGUGGUCUACUGGUGUCGCUCGCGCCGAGAUCUCCGAAACCCUUUCCAACAAAUUGGAAGGACAGAACAACAAGCAUGCCCUCGAAACCGAUGCUCAUCUUCGUGUGAUUGGCGCCCCCCUGGGUGAUGUCUACGCGAUCGGUGACUGUUCAACGGUUCAGAACAACGUUGCAGACAACAUUAUUCGCUUCCUCCGCACGAUCGCCUGGGAGAAGGGCCGUGAUCCAGAGAAGGUGCACCUCACCUUCCCCGAGUGGACGGAGUUUGCUGGCCGCGUAAAGAGACGCUUCCCCCAAGCAUCAAACCAUCUCCGCCGCUUGGACCUACUCUUCGAGCAGUAUGACAAGGACCACUCUGGCACCCUCGACUACGGCGAGCUGUCUGAACUCCUGCAUCAAAUCGAUACCAAGCUUACUUCUUUGCCUGCCACCGCUCAGCGUGCUAACCAGCAGGGCGUCUACCUUGGUCGCAAGCUCACCAAGAUUGCGGCUGCUCUCCCUGGUCUCAAGGCCAACGAAAUUGACUACGGUGACCUUGACGAGGCCGUUUACAAGGCCUUCAAGUAUAGACACCUUGGUAGCUUGGCGUACAUUAGUAACGCGGCUAUCUUUGACUUUGGCGGUAUGAGCUUCAGCGGUGGUGUCAUUGCCAUGUAUCUCUGGCGCAGUAUCUACUUUGCCGAGAGCGUGAGCUUCCGUACCCGCUGUAUGCUAGCUAUGGAUUGGGCCAAGAGAGCCGUCUUUGGAAGAGAUCUCAUGAGCUUCUAA
Molecule: messenger RNA, 2058 nt
Organism: Penicillium olsonii
Lineage: Eukaryota; Fungi; Ascomycota; Eurotiomycetes; Eurotiales; Aspergillaceae
Source: the annotation of a GenBank genome assembly